Messenger RNA from Naegleria fowleri, 636 nucleotides. RefSeq lists its product as uncharacterized. The transcript has a single exon. Lineage: Eukaryota; Heterolobosea; Eutetramitea; Acrasida; Naegleriidae. The coding region runs from base 1 to 636 and encodes 211 amino acids. The record is from RefSeq and is a predicted model, not a curated record. Gene Ontology annotation, molecular function: single-stranded DNA binding. Gene Ontology annotation, cellular component: nucleoid. Gene Ontology annotation, biological process: positive regulation of helicase activity; DNA replication.
AUGCUCGCCAAGACCUCUUCCUCAUCAUUGAAGGCUUUCCGAUCAAGCAGCAGCCGUGUGGUUGCCUUCUCUUCUCGUAAUGUGUUGGCUCUACAACAAGCCUUGAAAAAUCAUCAUGGUAAUUCUGUUGCUCAUUUCUCGAGCAAUAAUUCAAGAGUGUAUGCUGAGACCGUUAAAUCCACCGUUGGUGCUGCUUCCACAAAACAAACCAAUCAAAGUGCUGCUCCCGAGAAUACCACUGUGGCUGCCAAAUCACCAGCAGAUCCAAACUUUAUGACCAUCCGAGGAAGCGUUAACUCAGUAUAUCUCAUCGGUACAGUUUCUAGCGAUCCAGUUGUCAGACAACUCCCCAAUGGCGUUAUGACAACUUUCUCUGUGGUUACUUCAGAGAGAAUCAAAAAGAAGGACGGAACCAUCCAAGAGCAGGCAACCUUCCAUAACGUUGUUUCCUUUGAUAAAGUUCUGGCUACCUCUGCCCAAAAGUACUUGAAGAAGGGAUUUAUUGUCAAUGUAAAAGGAAAGUUAACAUACAGAGAGGUCAAGAAAGACGACCUUACCUACAACGUUCCUCAAAUCGUUAUUUCUCAAUUCUCUGAUCUAAGAAUUAUUUAUGGAAAAUUGCCACGCCAACAAUAG